CUCUGGGACGUCCGGCGUGCCCCGCCCAUCCGCCAAGCGGACGUCCGCUGCCAUGGCGACGCUGCUGCGCCGGGCCCUGCGUUCCCUGGGCCGGUCCCGGGGUGGUCCUGGGCCAGCUACAGAUGCGCCCGUCCGGGCCUCCAGCUAUGGCGCCGGCCUGUUGUACCCAGACCACAUCCCCACCUCUCCGUUGCAGAAGGCGCUGCUGGCCGCGGGCUCGGCGGGAAUGGCGCUCUACAACCCUUAUCGCCACGACAUGGUUGCAGUUCUAGGGGAAACUACAGGAUGCCGUACCCUGAAGGUUCUCAGGGACCAGAUGAGGAGGAAUCCAGAGGGUGCUCAGAUCCUACAGGAACGUCCCCGGAUCUCACUGUCUUCUCUCGACCUGGGCAGGCUCCGGAGCCUGCCUGAAGGCUCCCUUGGCCGCGAAUAUCUCCGGUUCUUGGAUGUGAACAGGGUCUCCCCAGACACCCGAGCACCCACCCGCUUUGUGGAUGACGAGGAGCUGGCUUAUGUGAUCCAGCGGUACCGGGAGGUGCAUGACAUGCUCCACACGCUGCUGGGCAUGCCCACCAACAUCCUAGGGGAGAUCGUGGUGAAAUGGUUUGAGGCUGUGCAGACAGGCUUGCCCAUGUGCAUCUUGGGAGCCCUCUUUGGACCGGUCCGCCUCAGUGCUCAGAGCCUGCAAGUACUGAUGUCGGAGCUGAUCCCAUGGGCCGUUGAGAAUGGACGGAGGUCCCCCUGCUUCCUCAACCUGUACUACGAGCGGCGUUGGGAGCAGUCCCUGCAGGCCCUGCGGGAGGAGCUGGGCAUCACAGCACCUCCCUUGCAGGUACAGCAACAGGCCUAGCCUGAGCGGCAGUGCCAGGAGAGCCAGGCCUGCCUCUGCAUGCCCUGCCUCCCUCAGGGCACAAGGGACUUUGCCACUGCCUUUGUUCCUUCUCUGAAGGCUGACCUUUGGACACCACUGAAUGUGAUUGUCAUAGCCACUGCCGUGUGGCCUGGAGAACCAGCCCUGGAAGGGAGGGGCAGGGCAGUGGGGCGCCCCAGGGAAGCCGGGAGCUGCCCACAAACAGCCACUAGUGCACACGGGUCGGUCGGCAGCCAAGGCUUACCCAUCUGAAGCCUCUCUCUCAGACUCCUCCCUGGCAGCCAGGUUUUUCUCUGGGCCAGGUGGUCUGUCCUCGAGGCGCAAUGGCUGCGCCCAGGUCCAAAGGCUGGAGAGCCGGCCAGAGAGGAGAGAAGUCUGCUGUCUGAAUAAAGGCUCCUCCCCUCAA
Messenger RNA from Perognathus longimembris pacificus (Pacific pocket mouse), 1277 nucleotides. It is a transcript of the gene Coq4, whose product is annotated as coenzyme Q4. The transcript is spliced from 7 exons. Gene Ontology annotation, cellular component: mitochondrion; mitochondrial inner membrane. Gene Ontology annotation, biological process: ubiquinone biosynthetic process. The record is from RefSeq and is a predicted model, not a curated record. Bases 53 to 850 code for a protein of 265 amino acids. Lineage: Eukaryota; Metazoa; Chordata; Mammalia; Rodentia; Heteromyidae.